Messenger RNA from Aspergillus terreus NIH2624, 1824 nucleotides. Its product is annotated as putative alpha-amylase. Gene Ontology annotation, biological process: carbohydrate catabolic process. The transcript is spliced from 9 exons. The coding region runs from base 1 to 1824 and encodes 607 amino acids. Gene Ontology annotation, molecular function: calcium ion binding; alpha-amylase activity; starch binding. The record is from RefSeq and is a predicted model, not a curated record. Lineage: Eukaryota; Fungi; Ascomycota; Eurotiomycetes; Eurotiales; Aspergillaceae.
AUGAAGUGGACCUCCUCGCUCCUCCUCUUACUGUCCGUGAUCGGUCAGGCUACUCAUGCCCUGACCCCAGCAGAAUGGCGCAGCCAGUCAAUCUACUUCCUGUUGACCGAUCGCUUUGGUCGAACGGACAAUUCCACAACUGCCGCUUGCGAUACCUCUGACAGAGUAUACUGCGGUGGUAGCUGGCAGGGAAUCAUCAACCAACUCGAUUACAUCCAAGGGAUGGGAUUCACUGCCAUCUGGAUCACCCCGGUCACUGGACAGUUCUACGAAAACACGGGCGACGGCACCUCUUACCAUGGAUACUGGCAGCAGGACAUCUACGAUCUCAACUACAACUACGGAACGGCCCAAGACCUCAAAAACCUAGCCAAUGCUUUGCACGAGCGCGGCAUGUAUUUGAUGGUUGAUGUGGUUGCCAACCACAUGGGCUAUGACGGAGCGGGAAACACCGUGGACUACAGUGUUUUCAACCCCUUCUCCUCCUCCUCCUACUUUCACCCAUACUGCCUCAUCUCCAAUUACGACAACCAGACCAAUGUUGAAGACUGCUGGCUGGGCGAUACCACCGUUUCGCUGCCAGAUCUCGACACGACAAGCACAGCCGUGCGGAACAUCUGGUACGACUGGGUGGCAGAUUUGGUCGCCAACUAUUCUAUCGACGGUCUGCGUGUCGACACUGUAAAACACGUCGAAAAAGACUUUUGGCCCGGCUAUAACAGCGCAGCAGGCGUCUACUGUGUCGGCGAGGUCUACUCAGGCGAUCCUGCAUACACAUGCCCGUACCAGAACUACAUGGACGGUGUGCUCAACUAUCCAAUUUACUACCAGCUUCUCUAUGCGUUUGAGUCGUCCAGCGGCAGCAUCAGCGAUCUCUACAACAUGAUCAGCUCCGUUGCCUCCAGCUGCAAGGAUCCCACACUCCUGGGGAACUUCAUCGAGAACCACGAUAACCCCCGCUUCGCUUCCUACACGAGCGACUACUCGCAGGCUAAGAACGUGAUCACCUUCAUCUUCCUGAGCGACGGUAUCCCCAUCGUCUACGCCGGACAGGAACAGCACUACAGCGGAGGCAGCGACCCAGCUAACCGCGAGGCCACCUGGCUGUCCGGAUACUCCACCAGCGCUACGCUGUACACCUGGAUCGCCACCACAAACCAGAUCCGCAGCCUGGCGAUCUCCAAGGACGCGGGAUACGUGCAGGCCAAGAACAACCCCUUCUACUCCGACUCCAACACCAUCGCCAUGCGCAAGGGCACGACAGCCGGCGCGCAAGUCAUCACCGUCCUCAGCAACAAGGGCGCCUCCGGCAGCUCCUACACUCUCUCUUUGAGUGGUACCGGCUACUCCGCCGGCGCGACCCUGGUCGAGACGUACACCUGCACCACGGUGACUGUAGACUCGAGCGGCAACCUGCCCGUCCCAAUGACAUCCGGCUUGCCGCGAGUGUUUGUCCCGUCGUCCUGGGUGAAUGGGAGCGCGCUUUGCAACACAGAAUGCACGGCCGCCACGUCCAUCUCUGUUCUCUUCGAGGAACUGGUUACGACGACCUACGGGGAGAACAUUUAUCUGAGCGGCUCGAUCAGCCAGCUGGGUAGUUGGAAUACGGCCUCGGCUGUUGCCCUGUCGGCGAGUCAAUAUACCUCGUCCAACCCGGAGUGGUAUGUGAGUGUGACCUUGCCUGUGGGCACGUCGUUCCAGUACAAGUUCAUCAAGAAGGGGUCGGACGGAAGUGUUGUGUGGGAGAGUGAUCCGAACCGGUCGUAUACCGUUCCGGCUGGGUGCGAGGGCGCGACGGUGACAGUUGCUGAUACUUGGAGGUGA